UAAGAAAGCUUGAAUCAUUUUCAGGAAGCUUAAAUUGGAACAAGACGGAUUUCUGAGCUCUCCUACCGCAGUCUAAAUACAGCAACUUACACAACGCUGAAGACAGCGCAACAGACUCAGGAAAAUGGGAUCGGCUUAGCUAACCGCACGCUGAUUGCGAAACAGCGGAGAUAAGCGAAUUGGAUGUGCAGUUAUGACAAGCUCACGCGUGCAAGGCCGAUCCUUUGUUAAAACUCUCGCCAGGAUAUAACAGUAAAAUUGCUUAUUUGUCGUGAAAUGCACUUUGUUGCCACAUAACACAUUAAGCGAUUGAUUUGAUUGAAAACUGUUGGAUUGUGCUAUAUCGUGAGCCUACGAAGUGCCCUGACACGGCAUCAGUUAACUCAUCUAGGAACUGAGGCUGUCUGUUUGAAAAACUCAAAACACGUUGACGGGGGAUAACAAUCCUGUGUAUUUCGCCGAGGAAAUAAGUGACAGAUAAGAAACGUGGUGUAGAGGUUUGGUGGUUUAUUCCUGACGAAGGGAGCGCAUGAGGGACAUGGAGAUGUUGCGCCGCUCGUCGGUGUUCGCUGCCGAAGCGAUAGAUGUGUUCAACCGCACCCCCAAUGACAAGGAGCUGGUGUCCCAGGGGAAGGCUCUGUGCAAGGACUAUAUUAAUUCCAGGCUGAAUCUAGCCGGGCUUGGCUGGUCCAAACCCGAGCUAAGCCUGUCAGCAGCCGGGGGAUUGCUUGGAGAGGUGUCCUCUAUCCUUCUUUGGUUAGGAGAUGAGUUGGAGUACCUGCGACCGACUGUUUAUCGAAAUGUGGCACGCCAACUCAACAUCACUGUGACCUCUGAGAACGUAGUGUCUGAUGCCUUUCUGGCAGUAGCUGAUCAGAUCUUCUCUGCUGGAGUCACGUGGGGGAAAGUGGUGUCUCUGUUUGCAGUGGCAGGCGCUCUGGCUGUGGACUGUGUCCGGCAUGACCACCCUGCCAUGGUACACACCAUCGUGGACAGCUUUGGCGAGUUUGUGCGCAAGACCCUUUCCCCCUGGCUGAAGAGGAGAGGUGGCUGGGCGGACAUUACAAAGUGUGUGGUGAACUCGGACCCCCGCCUCCCUCACUGGCUGGCCUCUGCAGCCUCCACCUGUGGCCACUACCUGAAAGCUGUGGUCUUCUACAUGAUAAGGGAACGAUGAGGGCAGCUUGGUGUGGGGCAGAGCGAGGAUGGCCCACAGCAACACACAUGGCUAUCGCACGCAAAGUCGUUGAUACAUUCUUCAGCAGUGCUACUCAACUCCACGUCCUGCCGGCCGCAGUGGCUGCAGGUAUUUGCUCCAACAGUGCGCUACACCACUUGAUUUGACUAAUUACCUUAUCUCAACCAAGCAGGUAAAAUCAGGUCCAGUGUAGCACACGAUAAGAACAAUUGCCUACAGACACUGAGGCCUGCAGGACAUGGAGUUGAGUAGCGCUGUCCUACAGCUUAUUCACCAGGUCAAUCAACGGAUGGCCAUAAACUUUGUCCAAGGAACGCUUCAGUCACCACCAUCUCUGUUGUGGAACACAAAGCUCACUUCUGUUUUUAUAAUGUAUUUUUUUACAUGGAUUGCUUACAUUGCUUGGAUAUCUUGAGCAUUAUGGAGCCAGCCUCAUAAUUCCUGUAUCCUGUUUCCCAUGAGUUAUGUAUUCUUGGGAAGGAACCAUGCUACUGUGCAAGACUGAUAAGCUCGGUCAUAAAAACAGUUCACUGCUGAAGCAAAAAGGAAGCUAGCUCAUUGGUCAAUAAACAUAACUUUACAUAUAAAUUAGCAAACUACGGGCUGCAUGUUUUAAGUUUUAUUUUUCAUUUUUUAAAUUAUACUUUUGGGUAAGUAGGGCCCUUGUGUCACUGUAGUGUGCAGCAGUGUGUGAGGUUGUGUAUCUGAAAAAGCUAUGGUCUUUUAAUUUUAUUCUAUGAAUAACUAUAGUGUCACACAUUUGGUAUAAAACACUGAAUGUCAACAAUAAAAUACCUUUUUUUUUAAA
This is a messenger RNA of Conger conger (European conger), 2006 nucleotides long. Its product is annotated as bcl-2-related ovarian killer protein homolog A-like. Gene Ontology annotation, cellular component: mitochondrial outer membrane. Gene Ontology annotation, molecular function: protein homodimerization activity; protein heterodimerization activity. The coding region runs from base 530 to 1177 and encodes 215 amino acids. Gene Ontology annotation, biological process: intrinsic apoptotic signaling pathway in response to DNA damage; extrinsic apoptotic signaling pathway in absence of ligand; regulation of apoptotic process. NCBI's taxonomy places the organism in Eukaryota, Metazoa, Chordata, Actinopteri, Anguilliformes, Congridae. The record is from RefSeq and is a predicted model, not a curated record. The transcript is spliced from 5 exons.